Elephantulus edwardii (Cape elephant shrew) is the source of this 228-nucleotide messenger RNA. Its product is annotated as KH homology domain-containing protein 1B-like. The transcript has 2 exons. Gene Ontology annotation, cellular component: cytoplasm. Bases 1 to 228 code for a protein of 75 amino acids. Gene Ontology annotation, molecular function: RNA binding. NCBI's taxonomy places the organism in Eukaryota, Metazoa, Chordata, Mammalia, Macroscelidea, Macroscelididae. The record is from RefSeq and is a predicted model, not a curated record.
AUGUCCCGGGAGAAGGUGCUCUCAAAGAAGCCAUGGUGGAGCGUGCCUGAAAACUUAGUGCAGCCAUUGGAAUUUUGCAUGUAUGAGGAAACUGAAGAGCAAAUCUUUGGCACAGGCCCUUCAGACACGCUCCUUCACCGAACUGAGGGUCACAGCGGCUCGCUUAUCCAUCUGGAACGGUGGUUUCAGCCUCAGGUGGUCCUCGUUGUGGACGCGAGAGAGAUUUAG